Molecule: messenger RNA, 6173 nt
Organism: Culex pipiens pallens (northern house mosquito)
Lineage: Eukaryota; Metazoa; Arthropoda; Insecta; Diptera; Culicidae
Exons: 7
Coding region: 1493-3121 (542 amino acids)
Biological process (GO): regulation of transcription by RNA polymerase II; sex differentiation
Cellular component (GO): nucleus
Molecular function (GO): DNA-binding transcription factor activity, RNA polymerase II-specific; RNA polymerase II cis-regulatory region sequence-specific DNA binding
Source: RefSeq, a predicted model, not a curated record
GUUGCAGUUCAGUCAGUCGCCGCGUUGGUUUGUUCAUUUUUGCGAUGCAGUUUGUCUUAAAAUAUAACACAGCCGAUUGACCGUAUUCGACCGAGCUACGACUAGAAGUUGUUCAGUGUAAAUCGACAUUUGGGUGCCAAUUCUCGUGUCAAGUUUUACAACAAGUUUGAAGUGUGUUUUGCCUGUUCCUGUCUGCGCUGAAAGGUUUGCUUGCAAGGAGGUCGACUUCCGAGUUUUCACGUAUUGACGGCUGGUGCAAUCGAAUCGAACUCUUGAUGAAUACAGUUGCCUCAGGGACAGACCAGCGAGGCUUGUGGAACUGCAGUGUUGAUAAGACGCGUGCGAGAGCAUUUGAAAUCGUUCCACGAAGCUCCAUCCGACGUGGGGAGAAAACUUGUUGCAUUCUCCGAGCUUUCUGCCCUUGGAUGUGGUGAAAUCAGUGCAAUAGACCGACACACAGCUAGUCGGAUGCUCGCGGUUAAGUACUCUCUAGUAGAUCUUGGCCGUCGUCGUUGUCGUCUUCGUCACCGCGUCAACUAGCUAAUCUAAUAAGAGUGUCGUCGUGCAGUGCCAUCGUGUGUACUUCCUGGUCGAGUUACAGAGGAAAAAAAGUGCUCGUGACACUCGAAGAUCGGACCGUCAGUUCCGUGUACCCAGAGACCCCAUCAGCUUCAAGCGCGCGUCAAAGCCGCGUGAUUUGUGUGAUCAAUACGGUGUGGAGUACGCCAAGUGGUGCGCGCUACAAAGUAGUUGGCAAACCGCUUCCGAAAAUGCACAUCGCGAAAAAGGCAAAGCGAGAACGGCCGUAGCAAAGGGCCAGCCACCAGUACCGGUUACAACACUUCAUCCAUCCUGGUGUUCGAACCGUGGAAUAAGUGAACAAGCGAGUGGAGCUGCUCGUGCAGUUUGGUGACACUGAAAGGCCUUUUUCAUUGGAUGUGAUGUUCCAUUUUUGACACUUUGAAAGAAAGCUGCUGUUGGAACUGAACGGGGUGUAAUUUGAUUACAGAACUUGCCGUCAGCCGUCUCCAAUCCUAAUGCAUCCUUGCUUACGCUACGGUUUAAUUUCACGAACCUCUUAUUCUCAUUGAAAAGUGUGUUUAACGAUCUACGAAUAUUUCCAAACAUGUUAAGAUUAGCUUAAUUCCGCGCCACAUCCCUCCAUGUUGUCCACGUCCGGGUUGUUUUCAUCGCGGUUGUAAGGCUAGUGGUGCGUUGCGAUGUUUUCUGAGCACGUCGUCUCUGUGCUGUGUAUUGUGUGUAUUGUCUCGUUUGACCAUCCGAUAUCGACCGAACUGCCGCACUAGUUAGCAGGGCGGUGUACUCGAUAAUCCGACCUUCACCGGAGAUAGCGAAGCACUGACGCGCCCCACACAGACGAUUGUGACCCGGUCAACAUUCGUGGAAUCGAUCCUUUUUUUCUGGUAGGAGGAUUCCUUAGCGAGCGUAGAGAGCGCGUAACUGUUUUGGGUAGCUUGGGCAAGUUCGCCGCAUGGUUUCGCAAGAUACCUGGAUGGAGACGAUGUCAGAAUCGGGAUACGAAGGCCGGCCGGAUGGGGCCAGCGGUGCGUCCAGCAGUAACUCGCUGAACCCGCGGACGCCCCCGAACUGUGCCCGCUGCCGAAACCACGGGCUCAAGAUUGGCCUGAAGGGACACAAGCGGUACUGCAAGUAUCGCAGCUGCAACUGCGAGAAAUGCUGCCUGACGGCCGAACGGCAGCGGGUCAUGGCCCUGCAGACGGCCCUGCGGCGGGCCCAAACUCAGGACGAGCAACGGGCCCUCAACGAUGGCGAAGUGGCCCCCGAACCGGUACAUAACAUUCACAUACCCAAGCUAUCCGAACUGAAAGAGAUGAAACAUAAUUUGAUGCAUAAUUCUCAGCAGCAACGCUCGUUGAUCGACUGCGAUUCGUCGACCGGAUCGAUGAACUCCACACCGGGCACCUCGUCCAUGGCACUACCACUACAUCGAAGAUCACCGACGGGUCCGGUACAUCCCGGCGAGGCGCAACAUCUUGGAGCCAACCACGCCAGCGUAUCUCCCGAACCCGCCAACCUGUUACCAGUCCCUCCAAACAUCAGAGUACAUCACGGUCCAGAUUCUCGAUCAGACGAUGAACUGGUGAAACGAUCUCAGUAUCUGCUGGAGAAGCUCAACUACCCGUGGGAGAUGAUGCCCCUGAUGUACGUGAUACUGAAGGGUGCCGACGGGGACGUCCAAACGGCGCACCGGCGGAUCGACGAAGCUCAGGCAGUUCUUCACCGCAGAAUCGGACGGGACGACAUCGACGACGAGAACAUCUCGGUGACGGGCCGUACCAACUCGACGCCCCUUUCGCGGUGUAGCUCCCCAUACCGGUCGCGGUCCCGCUCUCCGCCCCAUCCCGACGAGGAAGGCGUUCUCAAUUUGGACACCAAGUCAGCGAAAAAUGCAGCAUCCAACGAUUCGUCGGCGUUCAACGACGUCAAUCCAAAGCCACCAAGCGAGCACCAGUCCCGGCUGGAGGAGGCGUACCAGAACAGUGUCGAACAGCACCACAGUGCCAAGUCCAAGAGUAAAAAGCACAGCGUAGCUGACGAUGCCGAACCAGUGUCGCAAAGGGCACCUCACGAAACAAACGGCUUCGAGAAGGGUCUGGAGCUGUUCAAAAAUAACAAAGCCAACAGAAGAAGCACGCACAAAGAUGACUCCGCGAUCGAAUCUUUCGCAGCUCGCGACAAACCAUUAUCCUUAUUUCCAAGGCAUCUACAUCUAGCGGAAAAUCUUGAGCUGCUCAAAACCCCACUCUCCCUACCGUCAGCGGCAAACUUCCCACUUCCGUUUUCAAUUCCCCUCACCAACAUGGAAGCGAUCCGGUCAUAUCCGCAGUUUUUCUAUCCCUACCAAACGCACUCCGGUAGUGAUGCUCCCCAUCCGCUGAUCUCCAGUCCCUUCAUGAACUACCCGCACCAUUCGCUGCUCUUCCCCGACAGCUACCGGAAGGAACUUCCUAAGUUCACAUGCCCCACGUCUCCGUCCAGAACGUCUUCUCCGCCGAAAGUGGGCGCCCAGCCUUUUGCGGGAUCGCGGGGUGAACCCGUGCUGCAGCCCAGUCAACCGUCCGUGGCACCGAUUCAUUAACUGCACAAUUGCUGAGGACCUGUGAGUUUGAGUUGCGAGUGAAAGGGCAGUACACGAUUGGUGAUCAUCCUCGACGGACAUUUCUUCCUAGGAAGAAAAACCGCUUUGACAUAGUGCUGGCGAAGAUGCCGCUAAGACAUCCAAAUCCAGCAUCAAUUUCAUCGUUUGGCUACUUCCAGUAAACCCCUCGAGUCCACGAGACUUAUUUCAAAAAUGCAAAUCACCAAAAUCAGUGAAGCUGUAAACACUCAAUUAUGAACUAUGUACAAAAGUUACACUUAAACUGUUAAAAAAUAUGAACACCCACACACGCGCACAUCCCAACCGUGGUUUGGGUUGCUUUCUGCGUGUGAUAUUGUUACGAAUUUCGAAUCCACCGGACCACCACACACGCUUACGAAUGGCAAAGGAGUGAGCAACAGCACCCACAAGAGUGUUAAUUAGGUUAUGUACAAUGAUUGGCGCUAGGAAAUGUUGUGUUGGCAUUAGGCGUCAUCCAUAAAGUACGUACGCUCUUAGGGGGGGAGGGGGGAGGGGGGUUACCGUAGGUGUGACAAGAUGUGACGAUGGGGGGGGGGGUUUCGAGACUGUGACAUCACGCUAGGUUUUUUUUAUGAUUGCAUAAUGUUAAUUCGAAUUGUACACAAUUAAAUUAAAUCCUCUUUUAUAGAAUUGUUUGCUUACUAUUAUUUAGAAGUAUCGCAUUAUAAUUGAUUAUACAGUCACAUUUUUUUAUUCAGCCUGAACUUCAAUAUUAAGCAAAUUCUUGUUCGAUAAAAAUCAAUGCUUUGAAAGCAGGGUGUUCAUAAGAAAACUGAUCUAAAUUGUUUGAACUUAUUAGAUACAAAGCUGUGAAAAAAAGUUUUCAAGAUUUCUUAAUACUUGAAUGUUAUACCAGAUCUUCUAUUUUUUAAAGAUACAAAACUGUUUUUUUAUAUCGCAAUGUUUAUUCUAAAAAAUAAUAAUUAGACAAUUGAUUUUUUUCAUAUCAAAAUUGGCAAAAAUACCAAAAUUAUCCCAUCGAAAACAAGGGGAGGGGGGACUGGCAAAAUGUGACGUACUUUUUGAGGGGGGUUCAACCUUGUGUGACAAAGUGUGACAUAGGGGGGAGGGGGGGUUAAUUUUGGCCGAUUUUUGCGUGACAUACUUUAUGGAUGACGCCUUAGAUUGAACUGUGAUAUUGUGAUAUCCACAAAGGAAAUGAGAUAAGCCUAAGAAACCGUUGAGUAAGCAGAAAAGAUUGUCGUUUUGAGAGAUUUUUUUUGUUUUGCUUGGUGAAGUUGGUUCCGUACAAAUUAAGAAAGAAAGAACACAACAUCAGUCAUUGUGAUCAUUGCUGGUAGAUCGACGAGAAAACCCACUGAAAAGAUAGUAAAGAAAGGUGUUAAUUUAUUGCGUUACGUACCUUACAUGGUUUUCAUCAUCCUAUUAUGUUUUAAUCUUCAGACUAUACUAUAUAACCUACAAGUUUGUUUUCUACAGUUUUGUUGGAAGAGAGACUACCUUUUAUUUUGUUUUGUUCAUCCUGCUUUUAUUUAAGUUUUCCUUAUCACCGGUGUUCACUUGUUAAAAACAUUAAAAGCCUUUUGAUUCAGUUUUAGGAGGCUGGCAGUAGGCGCUAUCUUUUAUUAACCCUAAAUUUUGUAAUUUAAUGUACAGUCAUGCAACACAGAAGAAAAAACGGUAGCAUGUAAUCUAGGAUCAACGUUAACAAUAGGUUAAUUGUAAAUUUUCAAAUACGCCAAGAUGAAACGUUUUAAGAAAAAACUCCCUGUUUUGAGCUCGCUUAAAAACGAACGAAAAAUGUCUCCCAUGGAUGAUGUUUUUAGCAAUUGAAAUGUGAUAUUCAUGUUGUAACUUUUUGUUGUUCUUGAACCUGCUGACAUUUGGCUUUCAAAAAGACCUCCAAAUUAUUCCAGAAAGUUCUGCUCACUACCGAGUAGCAACUUACGAGUUUAACUCAUCAUGCAAAUGGUGAUAUUUGAUUUGAAUCUGAACCAUUGAUCUCCUUGAUUUGGUAUUGAACAAAUUAGGGUUUUCCAUUGCCAAAAGUAAAUAUUUAAUCAAACGUUUCCAUUCUAAAAAACGAGUAAAAAGAAGCAACUCACUGUAACACCCUCCCUCACGCAACGUUCACGAACAAAUGCAAUUACAAAUCCACGUAAAGUUUUUGUAAUACCGUCAGUUGGAAUGAAGGCAGGCAAACCAUCAAUUCUCUCCUGGCUCUAAUUAGUAAAAAUGUUGUUCAUAAAUUAAAUUUAAAAAAAAAUCUUCGAUAUGAUUUCGUUGUGAUACCUGACUCACGUUCAGCCAAGAAAUUUUGUGCAGGAUUUAACACCAACCAAGAAGAAUUUGGAUUGGGAUAAGGUGACAAAUUUAUUAAAUUUAUUUUUGUUAUGUAAAAGCCAAGCAUAUAAUGUUAUGGUAUUCUUUCAACCCCACUGACGGUAUCACAGUCAUUGCGUGUCUGUAAAGCUGUAAAUAAAUAAAGCUCUGGUUUGCUCCGUCACUUCUCUACCCCUACCCCAUCAUCCUAGCUACGUUUUGUCUUAAAACUAAUGGUAAUCGAUCAGAAAUCGCAAAACCACCAUCCCGAUGGUUUUGUGAAAAAAGUAGAUUUAUUGUAAAAUAAAACGAAUAAUGGUGCAAAUCACAAAUACAGGAACGAAGUCGAGUAAACUCACACACACGCGGAGAAAACAGAAGUGAAAUAAACCAAGUUUAUAAAUGAUCACAGAAUUCACCGAAAUUUGUUUUCUUUCAUUUCAAGCAUAUUUAGGUACAAGUGUCGCUAAGAUAUUUAAAACCCAGAACGAACGUUGUCUCUUUUUUCUAGUUGGUAGGACUUUAAUUUCUUGUCUUUAAAUCGCUAAGGAACCUAAGAACGAUAACAUGAAAACAAAAAGGCGGAAUAACAGAGACGAAGAUGUUUCCGGUGGGAAACAUGCAGAGGAUGGCAAACAAUAGUGAUUGUUUCGUAAUUUUGUGAUGUAAAUCAGCCCAAAAGUGUAAAUUCAGAUUGAAGGGGUCAGAAAUAAAUUAUUGAAAUCAA